ACCAAUCAGAGGAAUUGUGAAGGUCUGCCUCCUGCCCCCCAAAGCCGGUCUAUGGCUGAUAUAGAAGAACUGGCGUCUAACUAUGAGCGGAAACUCAUUGAGGUGGCUGAGAUGCACGGAGAGCUGAUCGAGUUUAAUGAGAGGCUUUACCGCUCCCUCAUGGCCAAAGACAACCUGAUCGCCCAGAUGAGACAGGAGCUCAUCGACCUGCGCGGCCCGAUUCCAGGAGACCUGAGCCAGACCUCUGAUGACCCCAGCCUUUCUGACUUUGAGACAACUCAACGUGCUCUCGUCAACGUGUGGAUCCCCUCUGUGUUUCUUCAAGGUCGGGCUGCCAACGCCUACCAUGUAUAUCAGGUGUACAUUCGAAUCCUUGAUAAUGAGUGGAAUGUGUACCGGCGCUAUGCUGAGUUCCGAACACUGCACAAUUACCUGCGGCCGCAAUUUCCACAAGUCGACACGUUCAAUUUCCCACCUAAAAAAGCCAUCGGCAACAAGGAUGCCAAGUUUGUGGAGGAGAGGAGGAAGCAGCUGCAGUCUUACCUGCGAAUGGUGAUGAAUAAACUGAUCCAGACACUGCCUGAAUUCACUGCCCAGCCUACAAAGGAAACCUUACUGCAGUUUCUGCCUUUCUGCCAGGACAGCCCGACAGCCAAUGAGAGUGGAGCCAAAACUGCCCGAUCAAAAGCCUCCAGCCGCUUCCCCAGACUCGGCCGCAACUCAGCCCGUGAAUCCCGGAACCCCGAGCCCCAAAGCGGCGACCUUUAACUCAAAAAGACCCGUCAGUAUGGAUGUACUGAGCCAAGGACCUUCUGUUAUGGAUGUACAUAACGCCACUGCUGGGAACUACAUUUGGUGAUAAAAGUGGUGUAUAUUGGUUUAGUAGCAACUAUUGUGCCUGGUGAUUUAUAACUGACGAAAAAAAGAAGCAAGGAUGUCAUUUUGACUCACUGCAGUGACAUGAAACUUUGAUGAGGCUUGUGCGAUCGUCUGGAUAUAAUUAUUUGCACAUCUUCAUAUGAUUUGUUCUUUUUGUAGGCAUUUUUUGUUACCACGCUCUGCUGUGUAUGAGGCACACAGUUGUAUACAAACAAUCACUUUCCAUUUUCCUGUCUAAUAAAUUGGCAACUGAUUUGAUAUGAAGGCCUGGUGAUGGUCGGUUACUGGAGUCUCGACUCUUGCACUCCAGAGCCUUUGUCGUCUGUCCCUCAAAACCUAUCAUUGGAAAUUAUCCUGGUCUGCCAUUAUCCUGAAUGACCUCGAGAGUACUGUUACACAGAGACCAGCGUGAGUUGACUUUUAUUGUGUGGAUUGAACAGAAUAUUUUUUUUUUGUAGUGGGGAAAACCUGUUUGCCCUAUUUCAACUACAAGCACAGUGAUGAUUGGGAAACAUUACUAACCAAUAGUAUUUAUGGCUUUUAACAUGUUAUGAUGUAUAUGGGGGAUCGUUGACUGGAUGCUUGAUGUGUCUGAAUGAAUAAAUAGUCUAGUAUCUACUUGAAUGUAAUGUAGAGUUGCCAUCAGAAUUUAUCUGUAACACACAAAGUAGCAGAUCAAUUGUGUGCUUUUGCAUAUGUGUCUGUUUGCAACUUUUUUACUAGCAAGCAACUGUACUGUUUGUGAUGCUUUUUCUUAAACAGAGUAUCUUUCUGCUCUAAAUGUGGCAGGAUGCAGCUGUUUCUGCAGCCUUAAGAGUGCAAGAGCUUAAUGAAUACAUGAAUAAAUACAAAUACCAACA
This is a messenger RNA of Danio rerio (zebrafish), 1739 nucleotides long. NCBI's taxonomy places the organism in Eukaryota, Metazoa, Chordata, Actinopteri, Cypriniformes, Danionidae. The record is from RefSeq and is a predicted model, not a curated record.